GGAACGAAAGUUGACGCUCGGCUCGGAACCACGGAUCCCACGGCCCAACCACCAGGAGUUGCGAUUUAGAACACGACCCGAGUUACAACGGGGGCGGAGUCAUCUUAUUCAGAGUCGUCCGAUAAAACAAAGGACCACCGCCAUCACCACCGCCGGCCCACGCCACCGCCACCUCUGUCGGUGCUCUCCUCCUCCUUCUUCUCCCUCCCCCCUUAGCUUCUGUUCAAAACCUCCAACACAUCCUUUCUAUACUUGCAGAAUCAUCAAGAUUUCCCCCGUCCUCGCUCCUCGUGAUCAGAUCUGGGCCAGGAAGAAGGGGAGGAGCGAGGAUGUCUUUGAACAUGAAGACACUGACGCAGGCUCUGGCCAAGGCUGGCGCCGUGAUCGAGAAGACUGUCCAUACCACUGUGCAAGAGGUGACCGGACCGCGGCCGCUGCAGGACUAUGAUCUCCUCGACCAGGUCGGCUCCGGCGGCCCCGGCCUCGUUUGGCGCCUCUUCUCCGGCCGCCCGCGCGCGUCCGCCCCCUCUGCUCCUUAUCCGCUCGUCACCGUCUGGCUCCUCGACAAGCGAGCCCUAUCCGAGACUCGCUCCCGCGCGGGCCUCUCCAAGGCUGCCGAGGAUGCCUUCCUCGACCUCGUCCGGGCCGAUGCCGCCCGCCUCGUGCGAAUCCGCCACCCUGGCGUCCUUCACGUUGUCCAGGCCCUCGACGAGAGUAAGAACGCGAUCGCCAUGGUCACUGAGCCGAUCUUCGCUUCAGUCGCCAACGCCCUCGGCCAGCUAGACAACAUUUCCCGCGUCCCUAAGGAGCUCAACGGCAUGGAAAUGGGGCUUUUAGAGGUCAAACAUGGAAUGCUUCAGAUUGCAGAAACCUUGGAGUUCCUCCACACCCAAGCACGCCUUGUUCAUCGAGCUAUAUCUCCAGAGUCGAUCUUUAUUACAUCAAGUGGAGCUUGGAAACUAGGUGGGUUUGGGUUCACAGUCCCGCUCGACCAGGCGACAAGUGGCUCAGCACAGAUAUUUCAUUAUGCGGAGUAUGAUGUUGAGGAUGCAGCCCUACCGAUCCAGCCAUCACUAAAUUAUACUGCUCCAGAAUUGGUUCGCAACAAUGCAACAUCAUCAGGAUCUCCUUGUGAUAUUUUUAGUUUUGGUUGCCUUGUCUACCAUUUGAUUGCCCGGAAGCCUCUUUUGGAUUGCCAUAAUAAUGUUAAGAUGUACACAAAUAGUAUGACAUAUUUAACAAGUGAAACUUUCUCUGCUAUUCCGCUGGAAUUGGUUGUCGACCUGCGAAGGAUGUUAUCGAUGGAUGAGAGCUCUAGGCCAAGUGCAUUAGAAUUCACUGGUUCUUCCUUUUUUCGUGAUGAUACCCGAUUGCGUGCUCUUCGCUUCCUGGACCAUAUGCUUGAAAGAGAUAAUAUGCAGAAGUCAGAGUUUCUAAAAGCUUUAUCCGAUAUGUGGAAAGAUUUUGAUUCUCGUGUUUUGCGCUACAAGGUUCUUCCUCCACUUUGUUCUGAGCUGCGGAAUAUGGUAAUACAACCAAUCAUUCUUCCUAUGAUCCUUAAAAUAGCUGAGUCGCAGGACAAAAAUGAUUUUGAGCUUUCAACUUUGCCUGCACUUGUACCAGUUUUGAGUUCUGCAUCAGGAGAAACACUUCUUUUACUUAUAAAGAAUGCUGAGCUUCUUAUACACAAAGCUAGCCAAGAAGAUCUGGUAUCUCAUCUACUUCCCUUGUUUGUUCGAGCUUUUGAUGAUUCUGAUCCCCGCAUACAAGAAGAGGUUUUGCGGAGAACUAUUCCCUUGUCAAGGCAACUUGAUAUGCAGUUAGUGAAGCAAGCUAUGGUUCCUCGUGUUCACAGUAUGGCUCUGAAAACUACAGUUGCUGCUGUGAGAGUAAAUGCUUUGCGUUGCUUAGGAGAUUUGGUUUCAACACUUGACAAACCUGCAAUUUUGGAUAUCUUGCAAACACUGCAACGAUGUACUGCUGUGGACCACUCAGCACCAACACUUAUGUGCACACUUGGAGUAGCAAAUUCUAUUUAUAAACAAUACGGCCUAGAAUUUGCUGCUGAACAUGUGCUCCCCCUGAUUUUCCCCUUGCUUAUUGCUCAGCAACUGAAUGUUCAGCAAUUUGCCAAGUACAUGCUCUUCAUCAAGGAUAUCCUAAGGAAGAUAGAAGAGAAACGGGGUGUCACAGUGUCUGAUUCUGGAUCUCCGGAAGUUAAACUCUCUGCCAUGUCAGCUAAUGAUAUGAAGACUGAACCAUUGUCAAAACUAACUGAACAAAACUUAUCAACCAAGAGUAGGCCGUCAUGGGAUGAAGACUGGGGUCCAGCAGUAAAGAAGAUCGGCAAUACAUCACUUCCUGGGAAGGCUAGCCAUCAACCUGAACAGUCAGUACUAAUUGUGCAGCAGGCGCCUAUCCCUGAUAUUCCUUUGCAGUCUUUGACUGCAUCAUCUAGCCAGCAUACUUCUCCAACAUGCACUCCUGUCGACAUAGAAUGGCCUCCUUCCAACUCAUAUUCUGGGUUUGGUACAAAAUUGGGUGUUAAUGAAAACCAGAAUCCCAUGGGGACUUCUAACAAUUCUUUUAAUGAUUUGGAUCCCUUUGCCGAUUGGCCACCAACAUCAAGUAAUUCAGCAAGCAGCUUAGGGACUGUAAAUGCACCAUAUCAGAGUUAUGGAAUUUCAGGAGUAGGCAUGAUGAGCAGUGCAGGAUUUUCCACCAACAGUUCUAUUGUGCAGUUACAGAAACAAAAUGGGAGUUUGAUCUCGAACCUAAACAAUCAAGGUGGUUUGCCAAUGAAAAGUCAAAGUGUUGGUCAGCUGAACCGUCCAUCUGCGUCACUUGCUGGAGGUCAAGGCUCUGCAUCAGGUGUGAGUUACUUCAACCCUAACAGUAGUGCCACUAAAACUUCAGACAUAGGAUCGAUAUUUGCCUCGGUUAACAAUGGACAGCCUACUCCUAGAAUUGCUCCACCACCAGCAACUGCCAUUGGAAGAGGACGUGGCAGAAACCAAGGGAGUGGCAGACAAUCAAAAGCAUCACAGUCUAGACCUCUUCAGGGACCAUCGGAACAGCCUCCCCUGUUAGAUUUGCUUUAGUCGGAAAUUUUCUUCUUGUUAUUCUUUUCAUGUUUUGAAAAAGUUGGCCCUUAUCAGCUCCACCAGAAAAUCAUCUCUCAGAAAAUGCAAGCAUCUGUGGAGUUUCUAUUGUUCUAGUUGCACUGUGGCAAAUUGAUACACCUCAUUCAAAGUGUCCAUACAUGUGUUAUCGAAAAUUUAUCCAGUCACUCUUGUCUUGUA
This is a messenger RNA of Zingiber officinale, 3302 nucleotides long. RefSeq names its product SCY1-like protein 2. Bases 330 to 3101 code for a protein of 923 amino acids. NCBI's taxonomy places the organism in Eukaryota, Viridiplantae, Streptophyta, Magnoliopsida, Zingiberales, Zingiberaceae. Gene Ontology annotation, biological process: protein phosphorylation. The transcript has 14 exons. Gene Ontology annotation, molecular function: ATP binding; protein kinase activity. The record is from RefSeq and is a predicted model, not a curated record.